This is a messenger RNA of Aplysia californica (California sea hare), 3485 nucleotides long. RefSeq names its product integrin alpha-4. Gene Ontology annotation, biological process: cell adhesion mediated by integrin; integrin-mediated signaling pathway; cell-cell adhesion. NCBI's taxonomy places the organism in Eukaryota, Metazoa, Mollusca, Gastropoda, Aplysiida, Aplysiidae. Gene Ontology annotation, molecular function: integrin binding. Gene Ontology annotation, cellular component: external side of plasma membrane; integrin complex. The record is from RefSeq and is a predicted model, not a curated record.
UGGAACACGGAAGCCCACCGUCAACACACGAUGGACAGCUCUUGAAAAAGGAUGUGAGGCCUGGGCUAGAAAUAUCUGGGGCAUUAAGAGUAUUUUAUUGCAAAAUCAAAUCAGAACAACACAGUUUAACAAAUGAACGAAAAAGAAAAAGAUGAUUCUCGCGUUUUACUGAGUGGACUAUAGCUAACAUGACGUUUCCAAAUGUACUGCAGUGUUACGGCCUAUCAAUAUUACCGUUUCCUUUUAAUAUGAAAUUUAAUAAGAUGUCGCCUUCUGUAUUGAGUGUGUUUUUACUUAGCAUCUUGUUGAUGUGUGUUCAUGGCUUCAACCUCGAUCUGGAGAAAGCCAGGAUCAUUCCGGGACCGGCUGGUACCUUGUUUGGUUUUACUGCCAAAUUCCGGAAAAUGGACCUCUUGGUAGGAGCUCCAAAAGCUUCGUAUAGAGGCAUAACUUCCGGCAAAAUGUUCGUCUGCACUGACAUACUGUCGCCACAGGCAAACUGCAGCGACGAAGUGUAUUACGACGACAGCAAAGUGAGCCCGAUACUGGUGUUUGAGAACUCGACGUUUUUAGAAGGUUUUGCGUCUUCUAUUGCUGUGUUACCAACGAGCGAAACUCUGAACAAUAUUUUUGCCUUAGGAGCCCCAGGGGUUUCAACGUUUGAAGGGAGUUUGUACAUCAAGAACAUUGCUGAUGGGACAGCUACAAUGAAGACCAGUCUGAAGAGGAACAAUCUAAAGGAUACUGCUUAUGGAUACGAAGGCUAUAGUGUCAAACUUGGCAAAUUCUGUAACCCUCCAGAGAUCUGUUUGGCAACUGGCGCCCCAAGACUCAACCGACACGGAGUGGUAUCAAUAUACAAGUGGCUCGACAAAAAAAAGCUAACAGUGAUAAGCCUUAUAGAAGGAACACAGGUGUGGUCGUUCUUCGGGGCAUCACUGUGUGCCGUGGACAUAGAUGGUGACGGCUAUGACGAGCUGCUGAUUGGAGCCCCGCAGUACUCGGACCUUUCGGACAAAGAGGACGGGCACGACCAAGGCAGGGUCUUCAUUUAUGGCCGGACACAAAGCGACACGAUGUCGCUAUUGGAGCCCCUGGUGAGAAUUACGGUGAGGGGUGUGUGUACAUCUACCUCGGUACUCGAACUGGUUUACGCCAGCCUUUCUCACAAAGACUUUGUUCUUCACAGCUCCCUUCUAAAGCUCGGAAUGAAAUCCCAAAUGGUUUCGGGUUCAGCAUCUCGAAUGCCGCCACAUCACCAGGAGAUGGCUAUCCCAUUUUCGCCGUGACAUCUGUGGUCAAAGAUUCUGUCACCCUAAUUCACUGUAGGCCUGUGGUAGAAGUAACUGCAAGCCUGAAGGCCACACCCAAUCCCCUGAAGCUACCUUGCCCAGCCACCUCACAGGGCUGUCUACAGGUAGAGGUCCACUUGAACUUCACUGUGAGGGGAUACUCUUCAAUAAAGACUCUUGACUUCGACAUUGAUCUCGCUAUCGACACUCAAGUUAGCUCUGACUUGUCCAAGAGAGCACAGUUUCUGCAGGGAACAUCAGUUGGACCCACAGCAAAGAGGGAAAAAAUAACGAUACAAGCCAGCGGGAGCUCUGUCAAAUUUGGUGCCACGAUACUGGAAGCUCAAGUUGAGCGCGAUCGCUUCACUCCAGUCGAGAUCCGAGCUACGUACAAGCUGGCUGACCAGGACUCUAUAGGCGGUGUGCGCCCCGUGCUUGAUGCUUUUAAACCCAACAAUAUCAGUCACAUAGUCGCAUUUGCUAACAACUGCGGAAAAAACAAAAUAUGCGAAGUAGAUCUGAAAGUGAAUGGGAAUGUGGGCUUCUCGCACGCAGAACCAUGGGACUUUGUGGUGGUCAAUUACACCAAGCAACUGACCGUGGACCUGGAAGUGACCAACACCGCUGAGACGUCCUACUGGACUGUGUUCACGGUGACAACAGAGCCACCCAUCAUCUUCAGGCGCUCCACUUCAUCGGUGAAGACCACGUGUCAAGGUGACCAAGCGUCCCUGCCAGAAGGAACUGACAAGACUCUGGCCACAGCAGGGCAGGGGGACAGGACUCACAGCAAGGUAUCCUGCAAUUAUUACAAGCCACUGGAAAAUGGGAGUUCUAUUCAUUUAACCUUAAAGUUCAGCGUUGACAUCCCUGAGUGGAACAAGACCCCCAUCAAGAUCAAAGCCGUGGUGUUACCGAACGAUAAACGCUUCAACCCGGAGACUACCCCAAGAAACAAUGAAGUUAACAUGAUGGCCAAUGUUUUCAUUAUGUCCAAUGUCUCUGUUGACGGCUCCUCUUCCCCAUUAGAGCAAACAGUAUUCCAAAGAAAAAAAAUCUCCUUGACUCAGCUCGUGGAUGUGCCUUCAGAGGAUGAGACAUCCUCUCCUUCUGGAGAAAUCCUCAACGUCACACACAAAGUCCUCAUCACCAACCAUGGCCCGAGUUCCUUACCAACCACUUCAGUGUUUGUCAAAGUCCCUACCUACCUGACCGACGGUUCUAAGCUUGUUGUAGAUGCAAAUGUCACCAUGACAACUGCUGCUGGAGUAACCUCACAGUGUUUGGGCACCAAGUAUUUUCAAAUUGGAGGGUUGCAAUCUACUCAGAAGCCCUCGACAACUACAGGAAAAGCAACAGAGUCCUCCUCAUCGUCGUCUGGCUACUCCACCACCACCGCUGGCAUCACUGGCACUACACAGAGUGGACAGUCGACAACCACGACAACCACCAUACCUACCACCACCACUACCGCUUUUUUAUUCAAGCCAAAUGUCAACAGGCGGAAGAGAAGUGCUGAUGAUGAAGCUCAAGAUGACAAUGUUGAUGACAAGUCCAAAGUGUUGGAUACAACAUAUGUGAUGUCCUGUGAACUGAACCCUGAGUACUGUUAUGUGUACGAGUGUGAACUUCCACAUGCCAUCCCAGCUUCGGAGUAUGCAGAGAUCAACAUCUCCAUGUCCUUGGACAAACGAAAUGUACCCAUUCCUGAGGGAUUCAACACCUUGUAUUUUCUGACGGAUGUCGAAGUCCAAACGCCCUCCCAUCCAUUGUUUCUGUCGUGGCAAUUCCAGCCUAAGACAACGACUAUGACAAAAUUUCACCUGGCAUCGACAAGUGGAAAAAUAAAUAUCUGGAUCAUAGUUGGAAGCGUCGCUGGAGCUCUCGUACUGAUCACUGUCAUUGUUUUAGUUCUUAAAAAGCUUGGAUUCUUUAAACGAGACAGGCAUCACCAGGUGGAAAGGUGGCGAAGAGAGAGUAAGAGACGGUCCCGAGUUAAAUCUCAAGGCCCAUCAAAAGCAGAAUGAUUCUGUUUUCAUGAAAUGCUGGUUUCAGUUACUUGGGUAUCCUAAUUCUAAUGAUCUUUAUGGUCAUGAUGCAAAAGGGUGAUGAUGAUGAUGAUGAUGAUGAUGAUGAUGAUGAUGAUGGUGAUGGUGAUGGUGAUGGUGAUGAUGAUGAUGAUGAUGAUGUUGA